AUGUCGGAACUUGAAAAAUUAUACUACGAUCCCGCGCAUUACGCCGGCUUCUCAGCAGUGGAAAAUCUGACACGUGCCGCUAAGCCGAAUUUCACACGUAACAAUGUCGCUCGCUGGCUGGAAUCGCAAGAUGCGUACUCGCUGCACCGUCCACUGCGCCGAAAGUUUCCUCGACUGCAUUACAACGUAACAAAUAUCGACGAUGUGUGGGAGGGCGAUUUGAUUGAGGUGCGAAAUCUUAAAAGUUAUAAUGACGGAUAUUCUUAUAUUCUCGUGAUUAUCGAUGUACUUAGUAAAUUCGUUUGGGUGGAACCAUUACGUGACAAAACGAGCGUAUGCGUGACAAAAGCUUUUCAGCGUGUACUCGCGAGAAGCAAAGGACGAAUACCUAUAUACUUGCAAACUGACAAGGGUAAAGAAUUUGUCGGGCGUGCGACGCAAAAGUUUUUGGAAGAAAACAAUAUUCGUUUUAGAGUAACGCGCAAUCCCGACAUCAAAGCAGCCGUCGUCGAACGCUUUAACAGAACGUUAAAGGAACGAAUGUGGCGAUAUUUUACGCAUAAAAAUACGCGUCGAUAUAUCGAUGUUUUGCAGGAUAUUGUGCGUGCGUACAAUCACACUCGUCAUUCGGUCACCAAAAUGCAACCAGCGGUUGUAACGAGAGAAAAUGCUCGUAUCGCGCGUGAAAAUAUAAUUCGACGGUGGAAAGACGUUAACAAAAUUAAGAAUGCUAAAUACCAUGCUGGCGAUCUCGUCCGCGUCAGUAGAGCGAAAGGCACCUUCGAGAAAGGAUACGAGGCGAAUUGGACCGAGGAGAUAUUUCGAAUUCAUCGUGUUCUUGAAUGGCGAAAACCUCGUGUGUACGAAUUAAGCGAUUUAACGGGGGAGGUCAUAGACGGGAUCUUUUACGAACAAGAAUUAGCUCGAAUCGAGAAAAACCUGCAGGAGGAAGAAUUUAUUGUGGAUCGCGUGAUAAGGAGUAAAGGACGUGGUGCUAAUAAGCAACUGCUAGUUAGCUGGCGCGGAUAUCCUAGCAAAUUUGACUCUUGGAUCCCAGCCUCGAGUUUAUCGAAUCUCCGAGAUGACGGCAACGGACCAAUUUCACAUGAUUCUUCCGAGCAAUAG
Solenopsis invicta (red fire ant) is the source of this 1125-nucleotide messenger RNA. RefSeq lists its product as uncharacterized. The coding region runs from base 1 to 1125 and encodes 374 amino acids. NCBI's taxonomy places the organism in Eukaryota, Metazoa, Arthropoda, Insecta, Hymenoptera, Formicidae. Gene Ontology annotation, molecular function: nucleic acid binding. The record is from RefSeq and is a predicted model, not a curated record. Gene Ontology annotation, biological process: DNA integration. The transcript has a single exon.